GCGAAAUUUCCACUGAAUGUAAGAGUGCAGGAGUUUAAGCUUGCAUGAGACUUGUGCACACUACAUGCCAAUCUGUAGUACAAUCAGCUGUUCGAAUUUUGCCAAGAAAAACAGUUCAUCGUUGAUGGAAAAACACUUCGCUAGUCGGCCAUGUUUUGCAUAAUAUGAAUGAAGGUUUGCCAAUUUUUCGCUCGUUUGUGUUGUGAUCAAAAUUGAAGGGCUAAAACCAGUGGUGUGAAUAAUGCAUUGGAUCGUUAAUCUCGAAGGUGGACCUAGACGCGUAAAUCAUGCAUCUGUGGCGGUGGGAGAGUUUAUAUAUUCCUUUGGUGGAUACUGCACGGGGGAAGAUUACCAUUCAAACAGCGCCAUAGAUGUACACGUUCUUAACACGCACAACAUGCGCUGGUCCCCUAUCCCGGUGAUUGAGGAUGAGAAUGGUGUACCGUGUAAAUAUCCUGAGGUGCCGUUCCAGCGGUAUGGUCACACAGCAGUAGCUUUUGAACACAAAGUGUAUCUAUGGGGCGGCCGCAACGAUGAAAUCGUCUGCGACAUACUAUUUUGCUUUGACACGAGAACCAGAAAAUGGUCAAGACCCUCGGUGACUGGUACAGUACCUGGCGCCCGUGAUGGUCACUCUGCCUGUGUAUACGGGGAACGUAUGUACAUUUUUGGAGGCUUCGAAGAAAGCAUAGAUAAAUUUUCUUGUGAUGUCUAUUACCUCGAUUUGCGUUCAAUGCAUUGGACCUACGUUUAUGCGCUUGGGGAGCCUCCAUCUUAUAGGGACUUCCAUUCAGCUACUAUGGUCAACCAACGGAUGUACGUGUUCGGAGGAAGAAGUGAUGCUGUGGCCCCUUAUCACUCACAAGAAGAAAUAUACUGCCCAAAAAUAAAAUUUCUAGAUCUUAAAACGGACUGCUGGCACACGCCCAAAACUACUGGUGAAAUUCCAUUGGGUCGAAGAAGUCAUUCUGCAUUUACCUAUAGAAACAAAAUAUAUAUUUUUGCGGGAUACAACGGAAAUCUAGAUAAACAUUUCAAUGAUCUCUACUGUUUCGAUCCUGAUCGAAACGUUUGGCGAUUGUUAACUCCACUUGGUCCUGCACCACGUGCAAGAAGACGUCAGUCAUGCUUGGUAAUCGGCAAGAGAAUGUAUCUAUUUGGAGGAACAUGUCCAACGAUAAAUGCAGAUCCCUCGUCAUUCGACUACAGUGAUACGCAUGUUCUUGACUUUGAACCUAGUUUGUGCACGUUGGCCAUUAUAAAAAUUUUGGAAUACAAGCUGGACACUUCGAGUUUACCUCAUGAUAUCAGAAUUGAAAUACGAAAUAUGUCUACACCAAACAAAAUUGGUAGAUCAUUAAACAAAGGUUGAAUAGUAUAGUAGUAAAACAUUGUAACAAAAUUAGAACGUAAAGUUUUUGGUUGAUUUCUUUAAAACUUACCAUCGAGUCAUUAAUGAUUGUAAAGCAAGUAAAAGACACAUAACAAUUAAGUGAAUUUAUUUGAGAUCAAAUAUAUUUGUUGGACGUGUAAUUUUCAUUGGUUUGAAACCUAUCUGGACUGGCUAGACCAAAGCAAAACGAAUAUGUUUUUAGCGUGAUUAAUUUCGAAAACCCACUAGGUCGAGAAUUUAAGUGAU
This is a messenger RNA of Anopheles nili, 1639 nucleotides long. Its product is annotated as kelch domain-containing protein 3. The coding region runs from base 242 to 1372 and encodes 376 amino acids. Gene Ontology annotation, cellular component: cytoplasm. The transcript has 4 exons. Gene Ontology annotation, molecular function: protein binding; chromatin binding. Lineage: Eukaryota; Metazoa; Arthropoda; Insecta; Diptera; Culicidae. The record is from RefSeq and is a predicted model, not a curated record.